UCUUUAUGUUUCAUCAUCAAAACGACACACACUCUCUGUGUUAAACGUUUUAUUGGUUUUCACAUUAUCAAGCCUAGCUAGCUCUUAAGGCCAAGGGAGAUUCAUCUAUCCAAAAGUCUCCUCGAUCUCCAAGGCACAAUACUUUGGAUCUGUAAUAGCUGAAGCUAAUGGAGUUCUACCAGUAUGUCUUUGAGGCUAUGAAUAUGAAGAUGAUUAUUGUGAUUAGUGCGGUAAUGGUGCAAUGGUUCGGUGUCAUAGCCUGUCUUAAGUGGAUAUGGAAGAAUUGGAUCCUUAUUGUGGUGAUUGUGACAUGGAACGUAAUAGCCAGUCUUGGGUGGAUAUGGAAGAGUAGGUUCAGUUACAUGGUUGAAACCCCAGAGCCAAUAUCAGAGGAUAAUCAAGAACCAGUUGACGUCGAUGUCUCUGCAUCUCUUCCUUCAUCAUCAGCUGAAUUAACAGAUCCUACGUGGAAGCAUGAUGUGUUUUUGAGCUUCAGGGGUGUAGACACUCGUAAGAAUAUUACCUUCUUUUUAAACAAACGGCUGCUAGAAAGGGGAAUCAAAACAUUCAAGGAUGAACAAAACAUUGAAGUAGGGGAUGUUAUUUCUCCCACUCUCCUAACGGCAAUUGAAGAAUCAAGGUUGGCAAUUAUUGUUCUCUCUCAAAACUAUGCCUCUUCCUCUUGGUGUUUGGAGGAACUAGGACACAUUUGUAAAAGCAUGAAAGGAGACGAGUCAGACGACAAUAGAAUUCUGCCACUUUUUUAUAAUGUGCAUCCUAGUGAUGUACGACAUCAGACGAGCAGGUUCGGAGAUGCUUUCACUAAGCUUAAAAAAUCUGGGCGACACGAAUCAGCGAAGGUGAAGCAGUGGAUAGAUACUUUAACAAAAGUUGCACAAAUCUCCGGGUGGCAUUCACUGGAAUUUAAAAAUGACGGAGAACUUUUGAAUAACAUUGUGGAAGCUGUGUGCAAGAAAUUACCACCGACUGAAUCUGUGUUAAAAAUGUCCCUCGGAGAUUUUGAAGAAUUUGCAGCAACAAAAGAAGCCAUUCAUGAGGUCAUGAAGGCGCUAAAAGAUGGUGAGGCCACUACCAUUGGAGUCUACGGCAUGGGGGGCGUUGGAAAGACAACAAUGGUGAAACAUGUCGGUGUACAAGCCCAAGAAGAAAAGCUUUUUAAUAAAGUGAUUAUGGCUGUCGUAUCCCAAAAACCCGACUUGAAGGAAAUUCAACAGGAAUUUGCAGAAACGCUGGGCUUUGAACUCAAGAAGAAGACGGAAAGUGUAAGAGCCCGUGAAUUGAAGAAGAAAAUAAUGGAAGAAACCAGGAUCCUCAUAAUCUUGGAUGACAUUUGGAAGGGAAUAGACUUUUCAAGAAUUGGAAUUCCGAGCCACAACGAACUUCAAAAAUGCAAUUCCAAAGUCUUAUUGACCACCAGAAGAUUGAAAGUUUGUAGUAUCAUGGGGAGCCAUGCAAAAAUUCCUCUCAAAAUCUUAUCAGAAGCAGAUUCUUGGCGCUUAUUUGUGAGGGAAGCGGGGAUGUCUUCUGACAAAUCUCCCAAUUUCUAUGAUGUAGCGAGUGAGGUGGCAAGAGAAUGCGCCGGUCUACCUGUUGCUUUGAUAGCAGUUGCGAGGGCCCUUCGAGAUGAAGGUUUGGACAGAUGGAAAGAAGCUGCUCGACGACUAAAAUCUUCUCAACCUCCCAUCCGUGAAGAUGAGAAAGCUGUGUUCAAAUGCAUAAAGUUAAGCUAUGAUUUCUUGAAGGAUGAUGAAUUGAAAUCAUGCUUCUUGCUUUGCUGCUUGUUCCCAGAAGAUUAUGAUAUCCCAAUUGAAUACUUGGUCAUGUAUGGAAUUGGGAAAGGAAUGUUUCGAGAUUUAACCAUGCUACAAGCCCGAGAGUCAACAUAUUCAGUGGUGCAGGACCUUGAAGAUUCUAGCUUGCUUUUAGGCGGUAGAGAUGACGGAUGUGUAAGGAUGCAUGAUGUCAUUCGGGAUAUGGCAAUAUUAAUGACAUCAUUAUCUGAAGACGGCCAGCGGUUCUUGGUGAAAGUUGGCUGUGAAUUGACGAAUUGGCCAGAGAUUGAUGCACAUAAAGGCUACUCUGCAAUCUCACUAAUGAAGAACAAAAUUUGCGAGCUACCAGAAGAGUUGGUAUGUCCAAAUCUCCAGAUUUUAUCACUACGACAGAAUGCUAAUUUAAAUGAUAUCCCAAAAUCUUUUUUCCAAAGUAAGAAUGAAUUAAGAGUCUUGGAUCUUAGCAACACUCGUAUUUCAUCACUACCCCAAUCAAUCGUUUUCCUAACCAACCUUCAAGCUUUGUAUUUAGAUUAUUGCAGAAACAUAACGGACACUUCUGUAAUCGGAAAACUUAACAAGCUUGAGAUUCUUAGUAUGAGAGGAACUGCUCUGAAAAAAUUGUCAAGGGAAAUAGAACAACUGACCAAUCUAAGGAUGCUCGAUAUAAGUGCUGCAGCUUUAUCCUUGGGAGGAAGUAUUUGCACAAUUCCAUCUAAAGUGAUAUCAAAGUUGCAUAAAUUAGAAGAGCUGUACAUGCAAUAUGGAUUUUGGGACUGGGGGAGUAAAAUUGAUGGAAAAGGAGAAGAAACUAAUAUUGGCUUUGAUGAAUUAGCUAGUUUAUCAUAUUUAAGAAUUUUGAAAGUUUGCAUAUUAGAUGCAAAUUGCAUCCCUAAAAGUGUUAAGGUCGAACCGAAGUGGGUUUACUUUGAUAUUAGUAUUUGCAGCGGCAAGAGUGGACAGGGAAUCUAUAACAUCCUUCGAUCUGGUAAUAAUUAUAGAUCCUUGAGUCUUGAUGGUACUGACACAACCAUGGGAACCCUUCCGGACUGGUUUGUCAACGCUGUGGUAAAGAAAACUGAGAGGCUGAGUUAUGAAGAAUGCACAGGGUUGAGUAACAUUCUUGUGGAAUAUGACCGUGGGAGGUUGCAUGGACUGAAAGUUCUCUCUGUAAUUAACUGUGAGAACUUGAAAGAAUUGAUGAAUGCAAUAACAUGUGUUCCAGAUAUGCGUAUGCCUGUGUUUGAGAACUUGGAAGAGUUGUAUCUGGAAGAACUGGAUGACCUGAAGCAGUUAUGUGUUGGUGAGUUACCACCUGGAUCUCUCUGCAGUCUGAAAUUAUUGAAGGUCCAUCAGUGUCGUAACUUGGAGAAAGUACUGUUGCCAUCAAAUUUGUUGCAGAAACUACCAAAUUUGGAAAUACUAAACUGUGAGGAAAGUAAAGUGGAUCAUGUGUUUGAAUGUAAAGGAUUUGAGCCAGAUCAAACAAAACUGAGAGAGAUGGAGUUGCGAGAUCUAGAUUUAAUAAGAAGCAUAUGUAAUGGUCCUGCUCCACGCCGAAUGUUCCAGGCUCUAAAGCAAUUGGUAAUUCACAAUUGCAACUUCCAAGGAAGUCUCUUCACAUUUGAUGUAGCUCAGUGUCUUUUUCAAUUGGAAAGCCUUGUUGUAUCCGAAUGCCCUGUCUUGGAAAGAGUAAUCGAAGCAAAGAGGAAAACAUUGAACAACAACAAGACCGUUCUUCCACAAUUGAAGAACUUAUGUUUGCAAUAUCUUCCAAUGUUGUACAAGGGAAGUGCUACUGUUGAUUUUGUGUGUCCUUCAUUGGAAACCUUGCAUCUGAGGGACUGCCCCCACUUGUCAUUUCCACCCUCCUCUGCUUCUGACUACUUCCACAGCAGGAACCCAGUCAAUGAAGAUUGGAGUCUGUUUCUCCGAUUUAAAGUAAAGGCUUCAGUAUUUCGAAGAAAAAACAUGAAGAAAGCAAAUCUGAGUGAGAGGGCGCGGCCUCGCUCCAGAGGGAGAGAACACAUCAAGAAAGCAAAUCUGAGUGAGAGGGCGCGGCCUCUCUGAGUGAGAGGUCGCGGAGGGAGAGAACACAUGGAGAAAAAAAGUCGGAUUGAUAGGACGCGGACUCCCUCCGGAGGGAGAGAACGAGUUCUGGUUGGAAUUCAAAUACGGAACUGAAGCUUCCAGAAUCGACGACUCUCGAGCCAAUCACUCCUGAUUUGUCCUCACCCAUCCGAAUUUCAGGGAUUUUAUCAUUCUCGAACUUCCGGCGAAGCCCCCGCGCCACAGAAGCUGAAGAAAGAACCUACCGAUGACGAAAAGAGG
Messenger RNA from Rosa chinensis, 4124 nucleotides. RefSeq names its product probable disease resistance protein At4g27220. Gene Ontology annotation, molecular function: protein binding; ADP binding. Gene Ontology annotation, biological process: signal transduction. Lineage: Eukaryota; Viridiplantae; Streptophyta; Magnoliopsida; Rosales; Rosaceae. The transcript is spliced from 5 exons. The record is from RefSeq and is a predicted model, not a curated record. Bases 168 to 3863 code for a protein of 1231 amino acids.